AUGAAAAACUGGAAAUUAAACUUCAAAAACUGGGAGUAUACAGUUUCCAUUUUCAUUGGGUUAUAUUUUAUUUUGAUUAAUUUUGUUUUUGAAUUUUCAGAAGUUGAGAACUUGAAAAACCAUCUUCGGGUAGUUCCCAACGAAGUUAUCCAACAUUUUAACGUUGACAUAAGUUCCAAUAAUAAUUUCGCAUACAUUCAGUAUUCUACGAACUACCAAUACUUAAAUUUAGCUUUGAUAAAUUGUAUAACGUUGAGAAAAUCAGAGACCAUAGCUAAAAGCCUUGUUGUUUUGUUUGAUAAAAAUUUAGAGUUCGAAGAUAUUGCCAAAUUCAACCGGUUGAGAGACAUUUCGGCGCAAUAUGAUAUUACUUUGAAGCCAGUUGAGGUCCUCGCAGUUUCAAAGUCGUCAAGUACUGACUGGGCCAAAUCCUUUACUAAAUUUCAUGUUUUCAAUCAAGAUGAAUUUGAUAGAAUUAUUUACUUUGAUUCCGAUUCAAUGUUUGUAAAUGUUGAUAUGGCUGAUUCCAAUACCGGCGAUCUGUUAAGAAAUUUACCUGGGAAUUUUGACGAGCUUUUUAAACUACCGAAUGAGUUUGAUCUCAUUUUACCUCAUGCGUAUUGGCUCACCAAAGAAGAGCAUAAGCGGUCGAAGAAAGUCGAAGUCCCAAAUGAGAAAAGAUAUAACUUGAAAAUUGGGAAACUCAUAUCUGAUAUUGAAAACAAUGGAGAUAAGAAUAUAUGGCAGUUUCUACCCUCUUUAUUUUCUGAAGAUCAGAAAUUCAAAAACAGAGAUCACUUCUUCGCAAAUCAUGUGAUGGUUUUAUCACCAUCUAAAGAGACCUUUAAGCAAAUAAAAAAAUACAUUUAUAACCCCCUUCUGUGGCUGCUCACUAAUAGGUCCAAGCUACGUAAAGUGUCUGAUUUUGAUAUGGAAAUAAUGAACCGUUUCAUUGAUGAUAAGUUUAAGCAGCAUUCUGAUUUCAAAGUGGGUAUUCUUCCGCACAAAAACUAUGGUGUUCUCACAGGUGAGUUCAGAGAGUUCUGGCAUGCAAGAUUUAUUGCAGAACCUCAAUAUUUACCAUAUUCAAAGAGAAAAACGAAUGAUAACUGGUAUCCUUUAAAAACCUUAUCUAAAAUCAGGUCGGUUCAUUUUUCAGAUGCUCCGAUACCAAAGCCAUGGGAAUUCGAGGAUAAUUAUGACCACUAUAAUAUUUUCAAAAUUUACUGCUUUGAUAGCUCAUUUAAUGAAGAAGAGUAUAAAAGAUCGUAUCCAUCUGAAUGGAAGCCUCGUCUCACUGACGACUGUGCAAGUGUACAGAUAUGGAAUUGGAUAAGAGAGGAAUUUUCUAAAACGAUGCAACUCUAUUGGGUGGUAUAA
Messenger RNA from Priceomyces carsonii, 1380 nucleotides. Its product is annotated as glucose N-acetyltransferase. The transcript has a single exon. Gene Ontology annotation, molecular function: glycosyltransferase activity. Lineage: Eukaryota; Fungi; Ascomycota; Pichiomycetes; Serinales; Debaryomycetaceae. The record is from RefSeq and is a predicted model, not a curated record. Bases 1 to 1380 code for a protein of 459 amino acids.